UUCACACACACAAUUUGAACCUCGUCAGAACUCGCCGCAAAGUCGAGCGGGCGGAAACAAAGGAGUUUGCUCUCCACUACCUUCAAGAGGAAAAAAGGAAAAAAAGGCCUGCCCUCCGUUCCGAGUAACGAUCAUAAGUCUCCAGAGAAAGAGACAGACAGGCGGCUUUAUACCCGUUUAUCCCACCCACCAUGGCCGAAACCGACUCGUUCCUUCAUCUCGCUCGCCCUUUGGGCCCAGUGGCUGUGGGGUCUGCACCGACUACCGCUCCUUUGAAUGUUGUCAUUCAGCCUCAGGCUAUCUUCUCGAUCCUUGACCACUCUCUCCGCCGCAAUGCUGAUCAAGAACGUGUCAUCGGAACCCUGCUAGGGACUCGAACGGAGGACGGGACCGAGGUGGAAAUUCGCAGUGCCUUCGCAGUCGGACAUACCGAAACGGCAGAACAGGUCGAGGUGGACAUGGAGUACCAGAAGCAGAUGCUGGCGUUGCACCUUAAGGCGAAUCCGAAGGAGGUCCUCGUCGGUUGGUACGCUACAUCGUCCGAGUUGAACACCUUCUCUGCUUUGAUUCAGAACUUUUACAGUGGCCAAGGCGAUGGAACCUGGCCACUUCCUGCUGUCCACCUGACUGUGUCUACGGAGCCUGGGAAAGAUAUUGAGACGCGCGCAUACAUUUCUGCCCCCGUCGGCGUAACUGCCGAGAGAGCCGCAGACAGCGCGGCCUUUAUUCCUGUUCCAUGCGAGAUCAGAUAUGGCGAAGCUGAGAAGAGCGGAUUGGAGGCCAUUUCCAAUGCUAGGGACGCUGAAGACCGAACCACCAGCAUUUUCACUGACAUCGAGUCUCUGGAGCGCGCUGUCGAGGAAGUCAUCGGCAUGAUCGACCGCGUUUCCAGAUAUGUCGAAUCUGUUAUUGAUGAGGAGGCACCGGCUUCGACUGCUCUUGGCCAGUUUCUUCUCAAUGCCCUGGCGCUGUCGCCCAAGGUCGAACCCGGUGAUAUUGAAAAGCACUUCAACGAUCACAUCCAGGAUGUACUCGUCGUGUCUUAUCUGGCCAACACCAUUCGUACACAGAUGGAACUGUCCAACCGGCUAGCAACCGCCCAAUUAACUCUCGGUGGAGAAUCCGGUGCUACUGGAGAACGCGGCCAACGAGGUGGAAAGGGUGGCCGCGGAGGGCAACAGCGGGCUCAAGAGCGAGUUACUGAGGAAGCCCGUGCUUAGAGCGCUCGAAAGUUUUGAGAAAAGAAAGGAAAAGUUGUAAAUUUUUUUUUUCUCAAUUAUCUAUGACUUUUUUUCUUUAUUCGUUUAUUUUCGCCUCUGGGGUUCCUCUUUUUAUAUCUCUUUAGGUCUCCUUUGAGCCCUCUUUGCCUCUCCUUUGGCAUUGCAUCUUUCUUAAUGCUUGGCGUAUCGGAGUCAUCUGUCUAUGUUCAGAUUGAAAACAGGGGGUUGCGCAUAGGCUCAGAAAGGUGAAAUGAAUGGGUAAGAAAAGAAGUGGCCUGGGAAAGUUCUGCUUCCUGUUUAUUCUCUGAUUCUCAAGGAGGGGCAAGAGAGAAAAAAAAAAUCAAAGGGAGGAGGAAAGUGAUGUAGACCUAAUCCUUUAUGAGGCCGUCACUCCUGUCACGCCUUUAUUAAGCAGCAUAUCAAUCAUGAUGGAAUGGACAUAGAUGAGCUCAGCUAGAUACCUCUAUUUCACUUCAUUU
Monascus purpureus is the source of this 1699-nucleotide messenger RNA. The record is from the annotation of a GenBank genome assembly. NCBI's taxonomy places the organism in Eukaryota, Fungi, Ascomycota, Eurotiomycetes, Eurotiales, Aspergillaceae.